Abrus precatorius (Indian licorice) is the source of this 739-nucleotide messenger RNA. RefSeq names its product gibberellin-regulated protein 14. NCBI's taxonomy places the organism in Eukaryota, Viridiplantae, Streptophyta, Magnoliopsida, Fabales, Fabaceae. The transcript has 4 exons. The coding region runs from base 44 to 739 and encodes 231 amino acids. The record is from RefSeq and is a predicted model, not a curated record.
UCACUAGAUUCCUCUUCCAACCUUUCUGGCCCCUCCUUCACCAAUGUCUUCCAAAUCCAUUCUUCUUCUGGCCAUUUUUCUAGUGGUCGCCACUAAGGUUCUUUCGGAUGAUGAAGAUCUCAAGAUAGUGGUGAACUAUGCAAGUCCUCAAGUCCCAGCACCACCAGUGAAGGCACCACCGCCCCUAGUGAAAUCACCAUCUUAUCCUCCAAUAGUGAAGCCACCAAGUCCAACACCCCCUCUGAAGGUACCUCCUCCUUAUCCCCCAGUAGUGAAGCCACCAACACCACCAGUGAAGACACCUCCUUCUCCCUAUCCACCAGUGGUGAAGCCACCAACACCAACCCCACCAGUGAAGACACCACCUUCUUAUCCACCAGUGGUGAAGCCACCAACACCAACCCCACCAGUGAAGGCACCUCCUUCUUAUCCCCCAGUGGUGAAGCCACCAAGUCCAACACCACCAGUAGUGAAACCACCAUCUCCUACACCCCCUGUGGUGUACCCUCCUGUUACUCCCUCUCCACCAACUCCUGUAGUGAAAUCAAAGAAGGAUUGCAUUCCACUCUGUGAUUAUAGAUGCCAAUUACACUCAAGGAAGAGAUUGUGCAUGAGAGCAUGCAUGACAUGCUGUGAUCGUUGCAAAUGUGUACCUCCUGGAACUUAUGGUAACCGGGAAAAAUGUGGCAAGUGCUACACUGAUAUGUUGACUCACGGGAACAAAAACAAGUGCCCAUAG